GCUCAGGCUGCAGACGGUUGAGAUGAGAAGAAUAACUGGCUACAAACAGGAACCAUUUCAGGAUAUUUAAACUUUCAAAGGUUUGAUAUUGAAGAAUGGAAGAUUCCCUCAUCAGCAGAACCUCAUGGAAAGAAAACCUCAGUCAGAGCAUCUUCAACUACACUGAUGCACCUGACAGAACCAAUAACAGUUUUUAUGAAGAGAACAAAGUUUAUUUUCAAAUCUUGUACUGGGCAAAUUGGAUCACCAUUUGUGCCGGACUUCCUCUGACUCUGGUGGCCAUCUUUGCUGUUGUAUCAAAGUUGAAAGAGGAUCAUGUUGCUCCAGUUUACAUCUUGAACCUGCUGAUUUCUGAUAUCCUCCAGUACUGCAUUAGAAUUUAUACGCUUUCACUCGAACCUCAUGUUUUCUCUUUUAUUGCCUUCGACGUUAGCAUUUCAGCCAGCGUUGGUUUCAUGAUGUGUGUCUCCGUGGAAAGGUAUCUGGUCAUUGCCAAGCCGCUGUGGUACAGAUUUAGAAGAAACAUCAAGACGUCUGUGUUGGUCUGUGUCGCAGUCUGGAUCUACUUUUUUCUUAAUACCUUCGGCAUGUAUCUGCUUUUGGAUAUUCAUAUAGUAAAAAUCAUCCAGUCUGCUAGUACACUCCUCCCUCUUCCCUUGUUCAUCUUCUGCCUGGUUGGGACCAUUAAAGCUCUGUCUGGAGCUCGCAGCGUCUCUGCUGAGGAAAAACGUCGAAUUGUUUCAAUUCUGGUUGUGGUUUUGCUAACAUAUAUUCUGCUUUUCAUCCCCAACAUGAUGUAUUUUCUCUUGGAAAAACCCUUUGAAAAUUUUCCCGUCUUUACUGUGGUUACAAUUCCUAUUUAUCUUAGUCCUCUUGCAGACUCAGUUAUGUGUGUUUUUCUCAGGAAAAGUGCAGUUGACAGAGUUUUGACCUCAUUGUGUUUCUGUGUAACUUCUGAGAAUCAGGAAAUCAGCAGCACAGAUGAUGUCAACAUGCCACCUCAACAUACUGAAGAUGUUUAGGUGCCAUUGAAGCACAAAU
Molecule: messenger RNA, 1041 nt
Organism: Poecilia reticulata (guppy)
Lineage: Eukaryota; Metazoa; Chordata; Actinopteri; Cyprinodontiformes; Poeciliidae
Product: G-protein coupled receptor 4-like
Biological process (GO): positive regulation of Rho protein signal transduction; phospholipase C-activating G protein-coupled receptor signaling pathway
Cellular component (GO): plasma membrane
Molecular function (GO): G protein-coupled receptor activity
Source: RefSeq, a predicted model, not a curated record